CGAGCCCUCGGCCGCUCCGUAGCCGGGAGGAGCCCGCGGGACCUUCGCGCUACGGAGCGGCGGAGGGGUCAAGCGCCGCUGGUCUUGCGUUGCGCGGAGGCCGGCAUGCCGCGCUACGCGCAACUGGUGAUGGGCCCGGCGGGCAGCGGCAAGAGCACGUACUGCUCCACCAUGCUGCAGCACUGCGAGGCGCUGGGCCGCGCCGUGCAGGUGGUUAACCUGGACCCGGCCGCCGAGUUCUUCAGCUAUCCCGUCAUGGCAGAUAUACGGGAGCUCAUAGAGGUGGAUGAUGUGAUGGAAGAUGAUUCCUUGCGGUUCGGUCCCAAUGGUGGCCUGGUGUUCUGCAUGGAGUAUUUUGCCAAUAACUUCAACUGGCUGGAGGAGAGCCUCGGGCACGUGGAGGAUGAUUAUAUACUGUUCGACUGCCCAGGUCAGAUCGAACUCUAUACACAUUUGCCAGUGAUGAAACAGCUGGUGGAACAGCUUCAGCAGUGGGAAUUCCGUGUCUGUGGAGUGUUUCUUGUCGAUUCGCAAUUCAUGGUGGAAUCUUUUAAGUUCAUAUCUGGAAUUCUGGCAGCACUCAGUGCAAUGAUCUCUUUAGAGAUUCCACAGAUUAACAUCAUGACUAAAAUGGAUUUGCUGAGCAAGAAAGCUAAGAAGGAAAUAGAAAAGUACUUAGAUCCAGAUAUGUAUUCUAUGAUUGAAGAUUCUACUGAUAUAUUGAAAAGCAAAAUGUUUAAAAAACUGACUAAGUCCAUAUGUGGAUUGAUUGAUGACUAUGGUAUGGUUCGAUUUCUACCUUUCGAUCGCUCUGAUGAGGAAAGCAUAAACAUAGUUCUGCAGCACAUAGACACUACCAUCCAGUAUGGAGAAGAUCUUGAAUUUAAAGAACCGAAGGAGUAUGAAGAAGAUAAAUCUGCACUUGUGGAUGAGUAUUUUCAAGAUCACGUGAAUGAGUAAAAAGCAAAUGUUGGAAAAGAGGAAGAAAAUACAUUGCUUGUGUGUUUUAAAGGAAACAAAGACAUUCCCUUCCACACAAACAUAUUUAUUUGAUGUUUUGCCUUUACUAACAUUUCUAGUGAAAAAUGAGCUAUAUGACAGUUUAUAUGAUGGAAUAUAGCGAUCUAUAUUACUGUUUAUAGUUCUUUUGUAAAUACAGAAUGUUCCUGGA
Molecule: messenger RNA, 1171 nt
Organism: Lagopus muta (rock ptarmigan)
Lineage: Eukaryota; Metazoa; Chordata; Aves; Galliformes; Phasianidae
Gene: GPN3
Product: GPN-loop GTPase 3
Exons: 8
Coding region: 106-960 (284 amino acids)
Molecular function (GO): GTPase activity
Source: RefSeq, a predicted model, not a curated record